Molecule: messenger RNA, 2997 nt
Organism: Cylindrotheca closterium
Lineage: Eukaryota; Bacillariophyta; Bacillariophyceae; Bacillariales; Bacillariaceae
Source: the annotation of a GenBank genome assembly
AUGCCCCAGCUAUUUGCAAUCCAGUCAUGUCCCAUAUUGCAUGGUCCUGUCAUCGUCUUCGACAGCCGAGAUGUGGAAAUUCUGAAAAACCUAGGAGUGUCUAGCAUUGCGAAUGAAAACACUUCCGCAUCAUCGGAUUAUUCUCUGGUACGAGACGUUGAAGAAGCCAAAGAUAGCCGCAAAGGAGAAUUUUCCAUCACCAAACAAUUGCCUGAUAUCUUACCAAGAUCCAUGCAAACAACGGCGGCUGCGCGUGUUCUGAAGAACCGAAGAAGGGUUCCCUUUCAACACAAAACCUGUAACAACUAUACGCAAGUGAUGAAAUAUCUAAAGUCAUCACCCCCUGCCCUUGAAAUCUUGGAGGGUAGGCAGUUUGUUCUAGCCAAACCAACGGUUGGCCCAAGCAUUGAAACAGCUGUGACUACUAAACCUCCCAAUGUACUGCGGAACAAGAACAAGUCGCUCUCGAAAAACGCUCGAGUCUCUCCUCCCGUCCAUGAAACAAUUCCAUCCAACGACGCAGGUGGCAUUGCUAUGAUAAAGGACCAGGCCAAAGAGGAAAGCGCCAAGGCCAGCAAGGAGGGCACAAAUAAGAAAAAGAAGAAUGAUGCCAAUAUCGACAAGGAGGACAUCAAUAUGGUUGAAGCGGAGAGCACCAUGGCCAGCCAGGAGGACACAGCUAUGACCAACGACGAAAAUACCAAGGCAAACGAGGAGGAUACCAAUAUGGCCACAGAGGAUAGCGUCAAUGCCAGCCAUGAGGGUGCAGAUAUGACCGAAGAGGAAAGUGCCAAGGCCAGCAACAUUGACACCCUUAUGGCUGAAGACGAUAGCCCGAAGGCCAACAAGGAUGACACCAGUAUGGCCAAAGAGGAUGAUGCUUCCAAUAUCAACAAGAAGGACAGCAAUAUGGCCAAAGAAGAUGGCGCCCAUGUCAACAAGGAGGGCAGCAAUACGAACAAAGAAGACGACGCCAAUACCAACAUAGCCAAAGAGGAUGACGCCAAUGUUAACAAAGAGAAGACCAGUACGAACAAAGAGGACAAGAUGGACACCAAUAUGGCCAAUGGGGAUGACGGUAAUGUCAACAAAGAGGGCACGAGUAUGGCCAAAGAGGAUGACGGUAAUGUCCACAGAGAGGUCAACAAAGAGGGCACCAAUUUGGCCAAAGGGGAUGACGAUAAUGUCAACAAAGAGGGCACGAGUGUGGCUAAAGGGAAUGUCGGUAAUGUCAGCAAAGAGGGCAUGGGUAUGGUCAAAGCGGACGGCGCGAAUACUAACAAGGCGGACACCAACACAGCCAAAGAGGCUGGCGCCAACACUACCGGCAAGAAGAACACUGAUGAGACACCGAGAGAAAGCGAUGAAGCCCGACAAGUUAAAAAUGUUGGUGUCACUGACGAUGACCAUACGAGCAAGCAAGACGAAGUAACCAAGACACGGAUCACCGAAUCUGUCCCACAAGGCAAAGCUGAUGUUCCGCAAAAGCCGUUGCCGUCUCCUGUCAACUUUCAAGACGCUCCCGCUCCUAUACACAACAUCGCCGAAUUAAUCAAAAUUCGAAAGAGAGUCGCAUCAACCCCAAAGACUUCGCCAAUAAUUGCACUAGCUGCUACAGCCGCUCCUCCUUCGCGAAAAAGAGGCAAGCCCCCAGGCAAGGGGAGCCAACCAGCAAAGAAACGGGGUCGACCCCCCAAGCACAAGAGCCUUCCACAAGUAGAACAGACGCAGGCUACCGGACCACCGAAUCUUUCCAGCACUGUUCCUGUGGGAAUCGCUGUGCCUGCACCCAAGAAAAGAGGUCGUCCGCCCAAAGUCAGGCCCCUUCCAACGAGUGAGCGUACUACAGCUCUACCGAAUCCAUCCGCUGUGAAUCUCAAGCCAGCGAAGAAGCGUGGCCGUCCCCCAAAAGUAAAGCCUGCAGUUGUAGCUGUUCCAGUGGGACCAGUCCCGACUGCCGCGCAAGUGCCAAGCCCAGCCGUGGCAGCGCCUCAAGCAGCUCCCGCUGUCGAAGCUGUUGCUGUGCCACCACCAGUCGCCAAGAAGCGUGGGCGCCCUCCAAAGGCCAAAACUACAGAUACAGCCGGUUCACCCUCUCCACCACCCACGAAAAGUGGACGUCCUCCAACACUCGUUGACACCACUACCGCUACUGCGGCACCAGUACCAGCUCAGUUGUCCAACCUUAGCACUGAUACUCCUUCCAAUGAAGGUACUACUACGCCCACACCUCCGACUAUUGCGACGACCACAAAUGAAACCAACACAACUGCUCGUGCAGUCGGAAGUGCAACUGCAACCGAUGCUUUGGUACUUAGUCCUCCUAGGAAACCCCAAGGCAACAUGGCCGACGAACCUUGCACACCGGGCAAUGCCACGCUGUCACCAAACUCAACCAGUGACACUUCCUCCAUCGGUGAGCUUUUGACUCCUGUUAUCGAGAGUCCCAUCACUUCGCCCGCAGGUUCGGAGCACUUUAGUACGAGAAAUGCCGGAGCCACAUGGAAUGAAAAGUUUCUAGAGCUAUUUCGAUACAAGAUGCAAUAUGGAAACUGCAAUGUGUUGGCUAAGGACGACGACAGUACUCACAAAGCUUUAGGAGAGUGGGUACGAAUUCAACGAAAACGUAAGAAUGGAAAAUCCAAGUCGCUCAAGCCGUUAUCUAUGGAAGAAGAGGCUAAGCUGAAUGCCAUUGGGUUCAAUUGGAAGUCAGCGACUAAAUUGGUGUGGGACGAUCGGUACCGGCAGUUGGUCAAGUACAAAAUGAAGUGUGGGAAUGCUAACGUUCCACUUGACUACAAAAAAGAUCCCACCCUUGCAACUUGGUGUGCCACGCAACGAAAACGCUGGCGACAGAAGUUGCAGUUUGAGGAAAAGCAGAAUGGUGACCAAUCACAAGAAUUCACUGUAGACGCAAACGGGAAGAAGCGCAGAUUACCAAGUCCAAUGACUGACGAAGAAGAGGGGAAACUGUUAGCACUGGGAUUUGAAUUCUAA